AUGUUCCCCACCCCCGCACCCCACCGUGCUGGUGUCUUUCUGGUGCCAACAUAUCUGCACAGUGAACAUGACCAGGGAGAUCAAGGAGAAUACAAGGGAAAUGAGCGCGCACAUGUCACCCUCCGUGAGCGAGGAUGCCGUGCCCAGGCUGAAGCCCGCGCUAACCUCGAAGCUUGCAUCCCGGAGUUGAGCACAGAGAGGCGUCACCCUGUGAAGGCUUGGUGUGUUGUAGCAGUUGGUGCUAAGACUCUCGGGCUGCAGCAGGCACCCAGACAUCACAGAGAUAAUAGAGGAUCCCGAAAAGAAGUCAGCAAGUUACAAAGGAGGAAUGGGCAAGUAAAAGAUCUCCUGAAAGUGGGACGCCAACUGUUAAAGGGAGAUUCUCGCCUCAGGAUGCCUGCAACCUCAAGCUCAGCCUUGCGUGUGGUCCGUGAGAAAGCCACGGCUCCAACUGCAAAUCUGAGGAUUAAAACCAAUUUUAGCUCUUCAAGCAACACAGGCUGUACCUCAGUGCCUGAAGCCCAUGUGUCGGCUGCUGGAAGCAAAAGGUCUUUUUCUCACAAUUGUGGCCUUCAUGGUCAGAAUAAUGGAUCCUUAUCCAACAAGUCCAGACCCAGCCCACCUGCUUCCCGUGAAAAGGCCCCUUUGUCAACACUGAGCAAAAACCAGCCGAGUCCUGCGAACACCCAUCAGAAUUAUGGGGCUUCUUUAGCCAGCAGAAGCAACUCAGGCUCAAACAAAGGAAGUGACAGCAGCCAAGUGACGAGGCGAUCAGGGAAAUCUAUUUCUUGUGGUCACAAUUGCAGCACUAAGCCAGAAAAUCCGGAGCGGUAUUUGACUCCUCUGCAGCAGAAAGAAGUUACAAUACGGCAUUUGAAAAAAAAGCUGAAGGAAUCCGAGUGCAAAGUUACAGAAAGGGAAAGAGAAAUCGAAAAGCUCAAAGCUCAGGUGGAACGUAUGAAGGAAGACUGGAUCGAAGACGAGUGUAAUCAUGUGGAGAUGGAGCUGAGCCUCUUGGAAGCAAGGAGGGAAAUUAAAGAACUCAAACAAGGUAUUGAGAACAUGAAGAAGAGCUCGGCUGAGAAAGACAAAAAAUUUCAGAAAUACUUCCUAGACGUAAGCAUUGAACACAAGAAACUGGAAUCUUUGGUGUCGAGCAUGGAGAUGGCCCUGAAGAGCUCUGUGAGAGAUGAGCAGCGCCCAGAGUACACAUGUGACUCUGAGGGGAAGCCGUUGUGUACCACGAUGCCAGACAGCCCCACCACAGAGGACCAAGCUCUGGAGGAGCUGGCAGGUAGUGGGCUGUUUCUUCAUGAGGACACAGCUAACGGGACUGAUUUAUUUGAAGAGAGUUUGACCACCACAACCUCUGAGUUGAGUGAUUCAGCUCCCUCCAAUUCUAUUGUGAAUCAAGAGAUGCUUGAAAAUGUUCUGGGUGAGAAACUAACUUUUUCCCAGGAGGAGGAGGAGAAAGUCAGAAACAUGAUGGUGGAGCAGACCAUCCAGACUGAUGUGGUGCCAUAUAGCCUAGAAGGGGAGCAGUUCAUUCAAAACAUGUUCGAGCUCAGAGCUCAAGAUGCCUGUCCUCUAAGCCCGCCUUCUUCCCUGAAGGAAUUGGGUCAAUUUCUUGAAAGCCUCAGUGAUUCUGGUAUCGUAGUGGACUUAACUCCAGGUGAGCCAAACUCUACCACCCUUUUGUCUCCUGUGACACCUCCAUGCAGGAAGGUGGAGCACGGAGUUAAUGAAAACCAUUUUGUGAAAGAACUUGAUUUUACAGAACCUCACGAUGAUGAAGUCUUUGGGUACGUCAAUACUGUUUCUCAGACAGGAAUAAAGAAGACAUACUGGAGCAGCAGACUCGCCAGCGAUCUGGCUGUAGCAGCCCCUGUUGUACCAACUAUCAUGUGGGCUUUCAGUACUCAUGGAGCAGGAACAGAUCUCAUUUACAGUACUGGAGCGUUGUUUUGCAGUUCUGUCCUAGUCCACCGUUUUGCUCUUGACUAUUUGAUUUGCCCUAUAAAUCGGUUUGAAAACAUGUUACUUGUUUCAGAAUGGAAAAGGUAA
Messenger RNA from Phalacrocorax carbo (great cormorant), 2064 nucleotides. The record is from RefSeq and is a predicted model, not a curated record. NCBI's taxonomy places the organism in Eukaryota, Metazoa, Chordata, Aves, Suliformes, Phalacrocoracidae.